AUUUUAGAAUGAGUUAAAAAUAAAUUACUACGUAAUUUAAUCGUUUAUUGUAUAAGUUUGAACAAAUAUUCAAUUUCGACCUUUAUUCGUUAACGUAUAAAUAUGUUUUCUAAUAUUUAUCUACUUAUAUUUUUAAAAAGAUAACAGAGGACACUACUCUACUUAAAAUGGCUGGAAGAAAAAGGGUGCUAGAUUUACUUCAAUAUGUUGCUUCAAAUUCUUGUAAAUGUCCCGCUCACUCUAAUCAUGGAUAUAUUCAACUCAGUUCUAAUGCAGUACCGUCUAAAGAUUACGCGUUUGAAAUGGCGUCGUCCACUAUCAGAUAUGGAAAGGGUGUUACUAGAGAAGUUGGGAUGGAUGUUGCAAAUAUGGGAGCAAAAAAUGUUUGCGUUGUGACAGAUCCGUAUCUGUCAAACUUAUAUCCCGUGAAAACCACUCUAGAUUCUCUUACUAAAAAUAAUGUUCCUUUUGACAUUUAUAACAAAACUAGGGUAGAACCUACUGAUAAAAGUAUGACGGAUGCUAUAAAUUUUGUUAGAGGAAAAAAUUUUGGUGCUUUCAUAGCAGUUGGGGGAGGUUCUACAAUAGACACGUGUAAAGUAGCUAAUCUAUAUUCUUGUGACUUGGAAGCUGAAUUAUUAGAUUAUGUGAAUGCUCCCAUUGGAAAAGGAAAGCCUAUAAAUAGGCAACUAAAACCACUUAUAGCAAUUCCUACUACUGCUGGUACUGGAAGUGAGACAACAGGUGUAGCAAUUUUUGAUUAUAAACCUCUUCAAGCAAAAACUGGUAUUUCACAUAGAUUAUUGAGGCCAACAAUAGGUAUAAUAGAUCCUUUACAUACAUUAACUUCACCAGAAAGAGUCACAGCUUAUGCAGGAUUUGAUGUAUUUUGCCAUGCUUUAGAAUCUUUCACGGCUAUACCUUACAAUGAAAGAUCUCCUUGUCCUCAAAACCCAAAAGAAAGACCUACUUAUAAUGGAAGUAAUCCAGUGUCUGAUGUUUGGGCUAGAUUCGCCUUAAAAAUUAUUCGAAAAUUCUUUGAAAGGGCAGUGUAUCAACAAGAUGAUUUAGAAGCAAAGUCUCAAAUGAUUUUAGCUUCUACAAUGGCUGGUGUAGGUUUUGGGAAUGCAGGAGUGCAUUUACCUCACGGUUUGUCUUACCCAAUAUCAGGAAAUGUUAAAAAAUUCAUACCUAAGGAUUACGAUAACAAUCAUGCAAUAAUUCCCCAUGGAUUAUCCGUAGUGAUUACUGCUCCUGCAGUCUUUGAAUUUACAUCUUCUGCUUGUCCAGAAAAACACCUGGAAGCUGCAGAAAUACUUGGUACUGACAUUAGAAAUGCGAAAAAACAAGAUGCCGGAGCAAUAUUGUCGGAUACCGUGAAAAAAUAUAUGCAAACCAUGAAAAUUGAGAACGGUUUACAUGAAUUAGGAUUUAUUAAAGAGGAUAUACCACAAUUAGUAAAAGGUGUUAUUCCACAGAAACGAAUAAUCAAUAUGGCACCAAAAGAACACACAGAAGAAGAUUUAACAAACUUACUUGAAAAAUCUAUGAGUGUAUAUUAAACAAAAUAAGAAAAAAUGUUGAUAUGUAAUAAAAA
Messenger RNA from Diorhabda carinulata, 1597 nucleotides. RefSeq names its product probable hydroxyacid-oxoacid transhydrogenase, mitochondrial (gene T3dh). The coding region runs from base 168 to 1562 and encodes 464 amino acids. Gene Ontology annotation, cellular component: mitochondrion. NCBI's taxonomy places the organism in Eukaryota, Metazoa, Arthropoda, Insecta, Coleoptera, Chrysomelidae. The transcript is spliced from 8 exons. Gene Ontology annotation, molecular function: metal ion binding; alcohol dehydrogenase (NAD+) activity. The record is from RefSeq and is a predicted model, not a curated record.